GCUUUAUUUCGAGUCUACAUUUUGAUAGUCGCGUCGGACUCAAAAUAUUGUUAAUUGUGUUGAUUUUUUCCUGUUAAGAUUUGUUUAUUUCGUCAAGUGUGUUAAUUGUUUGUUGUUAGUUUUAGUUGCUUGCGACGAGGAUUGACUAGUUUAUUCUGCAUCAAAAUGAGCGCCUUUGAGAUUACUGUGACUCCGUCGCGUCUUAAGCAAAAGAAGCGCAUUGAGGGUCGCGAACCUGCUGUUGUGGUGAUGGCGCCAUUUUCGGCCAAGGCAAUUGUGCAAUUCGAGGAUGUGCCCAUUACCAAAACUGCGAAACGCGUUGUGCGCGUCAUUAAUCCUAGCGACGACGACAUUAAGGUCAAAGUAAGCAAGGCCAUCAAAGAGGAGCAUAAUCUCAGCCUGGAGUGGAUGGAAAAUACGGUGCCGGCACGCGAUGAGGUGUCCAUGGAGUUGGUAUGGACUCCACAGUUGGAAAUUGCUUGCAAAGAAACGCUACAGCUGCUGGAUAAUCGCAACUUUCGCAAAGACGUAAUGAUUAUACUUAAAUCUAAGAGCCACCAGCCUGUAAGGUCUACUCGCAAAUUUCCUACAGUGGGCAAGACACUGCAGCUAAAGUCGCCAACUGGUAGCAACAAGACUCAUAAAAACCAUAUUGCAUCUGUAAAACAGAAGAAGCGUAUGUCUAAUGUGGCUGCAGCCGCAUCAACAACUGCCAAACUGCCUUGGCGCAAUGUGCCGGCUGCACGAGUUGCACGAGCGUCCGAAACAAAAGCGCCGCUAAGCGAGCACAACGUGUACAAAGCAGAACCUUUUACUCGCGAUGCAUCCGAAAUUAAACCUUAUAUUUCGCCACAGGCGCGCAAAUGCAAGGAGAAUGUUAGCCCCUUGACUCCAGCAAAUAUAUUUAGUUUAAUUGAUAAUAUGCAAUUCACGCCGUUGACCGAGAACACGCAGAAGACGACAUCAGCUCAUAUGCCAGAUAAUUUGGCUGACUGGCCGACUCCAACAGUAAGCAUUAAAGACUCUCAUACAUACAUCUCCAGCAACGAUUUGCGGCCACGUCGGCUCGUGUCUGCACUAGACGAGGAAUACAACGUGACCAGCGGCCAAGUCAUUGUUAACAAAACAUUCGAUGUAAAACAUUCAGAUACAAUGAACACAUCCGUGGACACUUUAGAUUGUACGCGCGCAGAUCAGAUGCUGCAAACGCCAACGCUAGUUCUGAAUAAGACGACAACCAUCGUUCAUGCGACUCAAACACGUGCUUUAGCGUGCAUACGUGAAGAGGAUGCCAGUCCUCCCAAUAUGCAGAUUUGCUCACCUCCAAAGAGCAAAGUACACGACUUGAAACGGGAUAUAAAUAUUGUAGGCUCGCCGCUGCGAAAGUACUCGGAAUCUAUGUCGAAUCUGUCACUGUUGUCGCCGCAAACAAAAAUUGCUAUUCAGGGCUCCAUGCCGAAUCUUAAUGAAAUGCUGCAGCUUCGUUCCAUUGAACAGAACCGUUACUAUCAACAACAGCAACCGCCGCCGCAGCAAGCGCCAAAGCAAGUGAUAGUUCCGUCCCUUGAUAGCUCUUUCAGCAGUGAGACUAGCGUAUUGUCCCAACACGAUAUGCUUUUCAAUCAAUGCGAGAUUCUAGCACAAUCAAGUCGUUUCAAUUUGCACGAAGUGGGUCGUAAAACACGGCAAGCCAGCCCCAGUGCGCAGGUGCUAAAGGAUAAAGAAGUAAAGCAACUCAACGGCGGCAUAAUUGGGCACAAGCGACGUUCGAAUGAGCUGAGCUUCUCAGAUGCGCCCAGCAAUGAAUCACUGCAUCGCAAUGAGACACUAACCAUCUCUCCGCCCAAGCGGCAGCGCUUUGAGGGUGGCAGUCUGGCACCUGCCAACGCUUCAGCGCGGAGCGCUAAGGUUUGGUCCCAUGGUCAGCCCAAGAAGUUUAAGUUGGCCCAAACGAUGUCGCUCCUGAAAAAGCCAGCAACACCGCGCAAGACACGAGAUAAACCUACCGUUAAACUCUAUGAUUCGGACCUGUAUUUACAAACAUACAUUAAUCCGGAUCCCUUUGCUGCAACUACGACUGCUGAUCCUUUUUUGGCAUCAACUAUGUAUUUAGAUGAGCAGGCUGUAGAGCGGCACCAGGCGGACUUUAAAAAAUGGUUAAAUGCACUCGUUAGCAUACCCGCCGAUCUGGAUGCAGAUACAAAUAGCAAAAUUGACGUUGGCAAACUGUUUAACGAGGUGCGUAACAAGGAGCUGUCGCUGGCACCCACCAAGGAGGAGCAAUCGAUGAACUAUUUGACCAAGUUCCGUCUAGAAUCGCUGCGUCGGGCCGCAGUUGAGUUGUUUUUCAGUGAAGAAAUGCGCUUGCCCUGUUCCAAGGUAGCUGUAUAUGUGCAAAAGCAAGCGCUGCGCAUACGCACCGAUCGAAAUUUGCACCUUGAUGUGGUCAUGCAGCGCACUAUACUGGAGUUGCUUCUGUGUUUUAAUCCACUUUGGCUGCGUCUGGGCCUCGAGGUAGUGUUUGGCGAGAAGCUGCAUCUUCAAUCGAACCGCGAUAUCGUGGGUCUCAGCACCUUUAUCUUAAACCGCCUGUUUCGCAACAAAUUCGAGGAGCAAAAGUACAGCAAGGCCUAUACGCUAACCGAGGAAUAUGCGGAGGCCAUUAAAAAGCACACUCUACAAAAAAUAUUCUUCCUACUACUGUUCCUCGAUCUAGCCAAACAACGUCGCAUCAUCAAGCACAAUCCCUGUCUGUUCGUCAAGAAGUCGCCGCACAAGGAGACUAAGGAUAUUCUGCUGCGCUUUUCGUCAGAGUUGCUAGCCAACAUUGGUGACAUAACCCGUGAACUGCGCCGCCUGGGUUACGUGCUCAAACACAAGCAGACUUUCCUUGAUGAGUUUGACUAUGCCUUUAACAACCUAGCCGUAGAUCUACGUGACGGCGUUCGGCUUACGCGUGUAAUGGAGGUAAUUCUGCUGCGUGACGAUCUCACCCAGCAGUUGCGCGUUCCUGCCAUUUCCAGGCUGCAACGUAUCUUUAAUGUAAAGCUUGCUUUGGGCGCUCUGCGUGAUGCGGAUUUCCAGCUGAGUGGCGACAUCUCAGCAGCAGAUAUAGUGGAUGGCUAUCGGGAGAAGACACUUUCCCUUCUUUGGCAGCUAUGCUACAAAUUCCGAUCGCCCAAGUUUCAUGCUGCCGCCCGUGUCUUACAGGUGUGGUGGCGCCGUCGCUGGCUACAUGUUUUUAUUCGGCGUCGCAUUCGCGAACGCGCCGCCAUUCGUAUACAGGCCGUGUUCCGGGGACACCAGAUGCGCAAGUAUGCCAAACUGUACAGAGUGGAGCGCCUACGAGCCGUCAUCGUUCUUCAGAAGUACACGCGUCGCUAUCUGGCCCAGAAGCAUCUUUUUCAAAUUUAUCAAAGCAUUGUCCGAAUUCAGCUCUGGUGGCGUGCCAAUCGCCAGGGCCGUCUGUGUCGCCAACAGUUCCUCCACUUACGAGAAUCGGCGAUAUUUCUGCAGCGCAUUUGGCGACGUCGCAUGUUUUCCAGAAAACUGCUGGCUGCUGCAACUACAGCGCGUCUGCAACGUGAUCAAAAACAUAAUGCAGCUGCCGCCUGCAUACAGAUGUGUUGGCGCUCCUAUCGAUUGGCCAAAAAACAGCGAGAACACUAUAUUCGUGAACGACAACUCAUUAUCUUUGUGCAGCAAAGUGUGCGUAAAAAGUGGCUGAUGCAGCACACGCGGGAUCAGUUCCAGCUGCUGCGACAGUCCGCUCUGGUGCUACAAAGACGCUAUCGCGCGCGCCUAAAGAUGCUUCAGACACGUCGCAGCUACUUAUAUGAACUUCAAUGCAUCAUAAACAUUCAACGCCGUUGGAGAGCAACGCUGGAGAUGCGUUGUCAGCUUGCUAAUUAUCGAAAGCUGAAAACGUCCACAAUAUUGCUACAGAUCCGGUAUCGCGCUCGUCUUCAGAUGUGCCAGCAACGACAACGAUUUCUGAAUCUGAAAACCGCCACAUUGGUACUGCAGCAACGCUAUCGGGCACGUCUUAAUAUGCUGACAGCACGAUGUAACUAUGCCAAGGAGCGCCAAUGCAUUAUAAACCUGCAAUCACGCUGGAGAGCAACGCUGAAGAUGCGUCGGCAGUAUCACAGCUAUCAUAAACUAAAGGUCUACACGACAUUGUUGCAAAGCAAGCAUCGCGCCCGUAUGCAGAUGCGUCAGCAGCGUAGCGAGUUUAUCCAGCUUAGAAAUGCAACUCUUGUGUUGCAGAGGCGUUGGCAAGCACGGAAAUUAAUGCAGACGCAGCGGGAGCAGUACCAACGCCUGCGCCAAGUGGCCGUAUUUAUGCAGCGCCGUUUCCGUGCACACAAAGCAAUGCGCUUCCAGCGGGCCAAGUAUCACGGCACUCAGGCUGCUGUCUCUUGCCUGCAGAUGCACUGGCGCAACCACUUGCUUAGAAAGGAUCAGCGGCAGGGCUACCUAAAACUGCGUCAAACAGUUAUUACAGUACAGAGACGCUAUCGUGCUCAAUCGGCGAUGCGCCGGCAGAAGGACGGAUACCAACAGCUAAAGCUGGCGGUAAUCCAUAUGCAGCGUCGGUAUCGGGCUCAGCUAUCCAUGCGAAAGCAGCGUCAGAUCUAUGAACAGCAACGAGGACUAGUCGUCCGAAUCCAGCAACGAUACCGAGCAAAACUGGCCAUGAUUUCUGCACGCAAUAACUAUCAGCAACAACGGUGGGCAGCUACUCGCAUUCAGAUCUGGUGGCGUAGUCUGAAGCAGAUGCGACUCGUGCGACGAGGCUAUCAACGUAUGCGCCGCAGCUCAGUAAUCUUGCAGCGUAAAUGGCGAGCCACAUUGAAAGCUCGUUGGCAGCGCCAGCACUUCCUGCAGACUGUAGAGAAGGUCCGUCUGUUACAAAGAAGUCUGCGGUCAAUGCUGCUCAUGAGGCAGCAGCGCCAUCAGUUCCAGCAAGCACGAGAGGCCGCUUUGAUCCUACAACGGCGGUACCGUGCCCGCCAAGCUAUGCGCACUGUAAGGGCGCAGUAUCGGCAGCUUCUGUCAUUUACUAUUUGGGUACAGCGCAUAUUUCGCGCCAGACACAGCAUGCGCCAAAAGCGCAGAGAGUUUUUGCAGCUUCGUAAGAUCACGGUACAUCUGCAGCAAAAGUUCCGUGGAAAACGAUUGAUGCUGGUGCAGCAGGAACAUUUCGGGCUGCUUAGACGCUCCAUUUUAGAUUUCCAGUCCCGUGCUCGUGGCUUCCUGGCACGUAAGCGUUUUCAGGCGCUAAUGACUCCCGAAAUGGUUGAGUAUCUCCGUCAAAAGCGGGCAGCCAAGGUUAUACAGCGCUACUGGCGUGGCUAUCGCACACGCAGACGGCAAAGGAACGCUGGAUUAUUGGCCAUAAGGCGGCGUCUUUUGCAGCUUCGACAGGAGGCGACAGCCAUCAAUUCGGUACGUGCUAAAGUGCAGGACUCAGUACGUAUUCUGCGUGGUCGUUUCAUUGCGUCGGAUGCGUUAGCCGUACUAAAUCAGCUGGACCGACUCUCCCGCACAGUGCCCCACCUGCUUAUGUGGUGCUCGGAGUUCAUGUCGACCUUCUGUUAUGGAAUAAUGGCGCAGGCAAUUCGCUCAGAGGUUGACAAGCAGCUAAUUGAGCGAUGCAGCCGCAUCAUUCUCAAUCUGGCACGGUACAACAGCACUACUGUAAACACGUUCCAGGAGGGCGGCCUGGUGACCAUUGCCCAAAUGUUACUGCGCUGGUGCGACAAGGACAGCGAAAUCUUCAACACACUCUGUACGCUGAUAUGGGUAUUUGCCCAUUGCCCCAAGAAACGAAGGAUUAUUCACAACUACAUGACCAACACGGAAGCUAUUUACAUGGUGCGCGAAACAAAGAAACUAGUUGCCCGCAAGGAGAAGAUGAAGCAGAAUGCGCGCAAGCCGCUGGCCUCUGUUACUGGUCGUCACGGACAGCAGAUGGCCAAUUUCUUGCCCCGUUCAUUGCCCAGCCUAGAACCAGACUUUGGUAUAAUACGGGGUAGACCCUAUACGUUUAUAUCAUCAGUGUUUGCAUUUGACACCAUUUUGUGCAAACUAAAGAUUGACAUUAUUUAGCUUAAGGGUAAUCAUAAAAUCUUUAAUCGAUAGUUAAAUGUUAUAAGCGUGUUUAAUAUUUGUUUUUUAUGUACUAAUUUGUAUUUUUAAAGUUUUGAAAUAAAAAGAAACGAAAAUUUUUUUAUUAA
Molecule: messenger RNA, 6242 nt
Organism: Drosophila montana
Lineage: Eukaryota; Metazoa; Arthropoda; Insecta; Diptera; Drosophilidae
Gene: asp
Product: abnormal spindle
Exons: 6
Coding region: 166-6114 (1982 amino acids)
Biological process (GO): spindle organization; establishment of meiotic spindle localization; mitotic cell cycle
Cellular component (GO): spindle pole
Molecular function (GO): calmodulin binding
Source: RefSeq, a predicted model, not a curated record